Molecule: messenger RNA, 3306 nt
Organism: Bombina bombina (fire-bellied toad)
Lineage: Eukaryota; Metazoa; Chordata; Amphibia; Anura; Bombinatoridae
Gene: STRIP2
Product: striatin interacting protein 2
Exons: 16
Coding region: 16-1950 (644 amino acids)
Biological process (GO): cytoskeleton organization
Cellular component (GO): cytosol
Source: RefSeq, a predicted model, not a curated record
UUCCCCUUUUUUCUCAUGUCUAGGAAUAGCCAGGCCUGUAGCAGUGCACUAAGGAAGCCAGCCCUGUCCCUCGCUGACAGCACAGAGCUCAGGGUGCUGCUGAGCGUCAUGUACCUGCUUAUUGAGCAUAUUCGACAGGAGUGUGAGAAUGACAACCCAGACUGGAGCAGCCAGAAGGAGACUUUUCGCACUGAGCUGGCUUACCCGGUGCACAAUGAAGAACCGUUUGCUCAUCUUCUCUUUAUAAUGGUAACAAAGUUCUGCAGCGGCCACUCUCCCCAUUUUCCCAUGAAGAAGGUUCUCCUGUUACUUUGGAAGGUGCUAUUGUUUACGUUAGGGGGUUUUGAAGAGCUCCAGAGGAUGAAGGAAAAGAAAAGAUCAGAGCUGGGUCUCCCUCCGCUGCCCGAAGACAGCAUCCAGGUGGUGAAUAACAUGAAGGCCACUGCUCCCCCACCAUAUGGCCUUGAGAUCAGGGAGCAGCAGAAGCGUGGGCGGAGGAGCCGCAGGGACAGCUUGGACCUUUACAAUGAGAAGGAUCCCUUUAAAAGUGAGGAGAAUCUGGGGGCUGAGGAGGAUGAAAAUGAGGAUGCUGAGGGCAUGAUGGACACUGAAUCAGAGGUACAGGAGAGGGACCUCAUUUCCCAGUCAUUUGUGGGACUGAAAACAAACACCGAGAAAUUGACCUUCGCCAAAGGGCUUCCCUGGGCACCAAAAGUCAGGGAAAAAGAUAUUGAAAACUUCCUGGAAAUGAGUCGGAACAAGUUCAUUGGCUUCACCCUGGGACAUGACACCGAUACCUUGGUAGGAUUACCGCGUCCUAUCCACGAGAGUGUGAAGACAUUGAAGCAGCACAAAUAUAUCUCAAUAGCUGAUCUACAGAUCAAGAAGGAAGAAGAGCUGCAGAAAUGUCCAAUGUCACUAGGAGAGGAGGAUGUGGAGGAGACGCCCAGUGAAUGUCUGUACCGGGCCAUGCUGUUCAACAUACCACAGUAUAUGAUCGCCCUUCUAAAACUACUCCUGGCAGCUGCUCCCACAUCAAAGGCCAAGACAGACUCCAUUAAUAUUCUCGCUGAUGUCCUUCCUGAAGAGAUGCCGAUCACCGUCCUGCAGAGCAUGAAGUUGGGAAUCGAUGUGAACCGUCACAAGGAGAUUAUAGGGAAGAGCGCCUCGGCCCUGCUUCUUCUGCUGCUCAAACACUUCAAGCUGAACCACAUCUACCAGUUUGAAUACGUAUCUCAGCACCUCGUGUUUGCCAACUGCAUCCCACUGAUCCUGAAAUUUUUCAACCAAAAUAUCAUGUCUUACAUCUGCGCCAAGAACAGUAUCCCGGUCCUGGACUUUCCGUCAUGCGUAGUUCGUGAACUUCCUGAACUGACUGCAGAAAGCUUGGAAACUGGGGACAACAAUCAAUUUUGUUGGAGAAAUCUGUUUUCCUGCAUCAAUUUGCUGAGACUCCUCAACAAACUCACCAAGUGGAAACACUCCCGUACUAUAAUGCUGGUAGUGUUUAAAUCUGCGCCCAUUUUGAAGCGAGCGCUAAAGGUGCGACAGGCAAUGAUGCAGCUGUACGUUCUGCGACUGCUUAAACUGCAGACUAAGUACCUAGGACGGCAGUGGAGAAAAAGCAACAUGAAAACAAUGUCAGCCAUUUACCAAAUGGUGCGACACCGCAUGAAUGACGACUGGGCGUACGGCAACGAUCUUGAUGCCCGGCCAUGGGAUUUUCAGACUGAGGAAUGCACACUAAGAGGAAGCAUAGAGAACUUCAACAACCGGAGGUAUGAGAAGAAUCUGGACUGGGAAUUUGCUCCAGUAGAUAACUGUCUGCAAAGUGUUGUGGGACAAAGUCUGGAACUGCCCGAGGAUUUCCAUUAUACCUACGAGCUUUGGUUAGAGAGAGAAGUGUUCUCCAAACCUAUCCAAUGGGAGGAGCUCUUGCAGUAUUCCUGACAACCUGCUCUUACUCCGCUUGUUUGCAAAACUCCACUACUUGAAUAUGGUGUCCAGAGGUGCACACAGACGUUUCACUUUUUGGCUCCCAUAAAGCUUUGUAACGCUCUGGCAACCAAGCAAUGCUUUGUAACGCUCUGGCAACCAAGAGGUUAAUAUAGAUCCUUUACACCAGCAUUACCACGAUAGUCCACAAGGGGGAGUUUGGAGUUCAGCCUAAGCUUACUAUACUACAGAACUGUUAUGUGAAAUGCAACUUGUCACUGAAUGCUAAGCACUAUUUGUAGUAAAAGGGUUGUGCAACAUUACAGUACUUGUUUACAAUAGGCACCUCGCUUUUUAUAGGCCAAGAAAAGAGGGGCAGAGACUUGUGAUAUAGAAAGUGACCUGUUUAGACUGGCUCACUGCAAUAGAUCAGCGCUGCAUAAAAUGUAUUUUUACCUUGCAGUUUACAGAGAGUUUCUUUUUACGCUGAUUCUGCUGAACAUAACCAUUUUAUUGCAGUAAAUAAAUCAGUGUAUUGCCAAAUAUACAUUACAUGUACUAUAGGCAAAUAAUCUGAUUCAUGAUGAAAUGUAGAUACUUCUGUGUGUAAUUUCUUACUAUUGUAUUGUUAAGUCCAAACACCACAAUGUUAAAAUUAUCUACAAGAAUACAAAUGCAAGUCUGAAGGUUCCUUAACUUAAAGGUAGAAAACAAAUCAGUAUUUUGUGACUGUACCUUAGGAAACAACCCCACCGUGCACAUUAGGGAGGGGCAGGGGGUAUCACUGAGCCCCUAUCUCAUUCUGAAUAAUGUAGAGGGCAGUUUAAAAGUGGGGAUUGAGGAGUCACCUGUUUCUCUCAUUUACAAGGUCACCUGCCCCAACUAAGCACCAAGAGAUGUUAGAAGCACUGUUACCCCAUAAGAGGAUCAUGUCACACAUAAAAUACCCCUAAUAUGUAGGAGAAUGUGGGUGAGUGACCUACACAUUGGAAGCUAAUGGGGUUACGUCCAAACAAGGAUGUGUGAUAAAUCUAAAGAGUCUUCUUAUCAUUAAAAUAUAUUUGUUGUUUGUAUUACUCAUUUCUGUAAACACAAGUGCAGGUACCCAAAUAGGAGAACUGGAAUAGUGUUAAAUAGGUGCACAUUUGUGAAAAAUCUAUAUAGUAUUAUUGUUUGUUUUAUUUAUAUACUGUUUGCUAUACUAAGUGAGGUAUGGGAAUGGUUAGGAACACCUAUGCAUUUGGCUAUAACUCUACCUUCUAUGAAAUUGGUAUUUGGUUUAGUAUAAAUUGUCCCAUUUUAAUGGUCAGAUAUUUUAUGCCUGCUCAUUUUCUGCAUAAAUAAAAAAUAAAUAACAUUUAAUUUUCAAUA